AUGAGCGAGGAACAGAUGAAGUCGGUGCACAAAUACCUGACCCUCGCCAUUAUGACCCAAUGGUCGAGCGCAAAGGGUGGUGCACCGCAAUUUGUGGGCUUCGUUCACAAGACAGGCUGGAUCCUGGUCACAUGUUGCAACCAGGCGAGCAAGGACUGGCUUAUGAACGAGGUGCCAAAGGCGAAGCCGUGGCCGGAGGCGACACUCUCUGUUAUCCCAGAGGGAGAGCUGCCCAAACCAGCUACGGCGGUCACCUUUAUUCCGGAGUCCGAGGCGUCCUCAAUAGAGGAUGCCUUGGUGCUGCUCAGAGCCCAGAACUUUGGCCUGAACACGGAGCUCUGGAAGGUGCUAGGGGAGAAGGCUGAGCAGGGUGGCAGGGUCGCCACCUUUGCCCUGGAUGAGCCUUCUGCCGAAGCUCUUAAAGCCAAUGGCGGUGAGGUGGUAAUUGGCUUUAAGAAGGUGCUGUUCCGGAUGAAGGGGGGGCCAAAUGCUCCCCCCAAAGAAACGGUCCAGCAAACCCAGCCCCCCGCUGAACCUACUCCAGGCCCCAGUACUGCGGUACCUGGCAGUCGACCGCAAAUCCCCCAGGGCUCUCGUGGCCUGGGUGGUGGGCGUUCGGCAGCCAGAGGGACGGGAGGCAGGACGAGAGGCUCGUUACCCGGUCGUGGCAGGCCCCAGAACUCGGUGGCAAGAGGGUCCCUAAGGGGAACUCCGAUCCAACGAGGCAGGGGAAUGCCCAAUCGGGUACGAAAGAACAACGCCUAA
Leguminivora glycinivorella is the source of this 765-nucleotide messenger RNA. RefSeq lists its product as uncharacterized. The coding region runs from base 1 to 765 and encodes 254 amino acids. Lineage: Eukaryota; Metazoa; Arthropoda; Insecta; Lepidoptera; Tortricidae. The transcript has a single exon. The record is from RefSeq and is a predicted model, not a curated record.